Lingula anatina is the source of this 1844-nucleotide messenger RNA. RefSeq names its product oxidoreductase NAD-binding domain-containing protein 1. Gene Ontology annotation, cellular component: mitochondrion. NCBI's taxonomy places the organism in Eukaryota, Metazoa, Brachiopoda, Lingulata, Lingulida, Lingulidae. The record is from RefSeq and is a predicted model, not a curated record. Gene Ontology annotation, molecular function: oxidoreductase activity.
CCUAGUUUGUGAUGCAACAAAACUUUAGACGGUUAUCCACUCUCACAGAGCCAGACUCAUAUUCCUCCCCUUUGGUUAAUAGACAGAUGCCUCGCUUCAUUCUUGCGUGGGGACUAGAAUAGCUAGGAGCGCUGGCAGCAACAUGAAGACGCUCAUAGGAUUUCUUACAAUUUCAAGAGUGCAUCCUCCAUUUCGGACCAUACUUGGAAGAUGUAUAAUGACUAGUUCAGCUCAUGGCAAAGACCAGCAGGAUCAUUUGGACAUAACUGCCAACAACUCCAGGAUAGAGUUGGUCUGCCCUGCUGUAGUGAAUGAAGUGAAGCAUAUUUCUCCCACUGUCAAACAGCUCAAAUUACAUGUGAAGAGGAAAGAUUUCACCUUCAAGGCUGGACAGUGUGUAAAGAGGGUGAUGCAGUGUCAGUGAGAGCGGGUGGUGACUUUUAUUACGACCCCCAGACAGCGGAGGAGCAAACAGACCUGUUAUUGGUUGCUGGGGGCGUGGGCAAGAACCCCAUUUAUUCCAUACUGCAGCAUUUUGUCAACUUACAGCUGGAAUAUUGUGAUAGAGAGAGGAAGGUGGUACUGCUGUAUUCUUCCUCAGCCAGGGAGGAAUUGCUCUAUAGGGAUCACAUCAAAGAAUUGGCAGACAAAAGUUCCAACAUUUUCUACAAGUUCUUCGUCACCCAGCAACCGGAAAAUAAAGAAAGCACGCACAUGAGGAAUGGCAGAAUAGGAGAGGAUGAUGUUACAGAGGCUUUAGAAAAACUGAACACAGAGAAACUACUGUGCUAUAUUUGUGGACCCUCCACUAUGUCUAACGCCGUGGAGGGAUUUCUGCUGAAUUCAGGAGUUCCAAAAAAUAAGAUAAUGUAUGAGAAAUGGUGGUGAUGAUCAGGGAUUGUUUAUCAACUGAAUUAGCACACAUUUGUUGUUUAGUUCAAUGUAAUUUAACUUUAAAUGUUUUGACAGACAUGAUUAAUUUUCUAUUGACAAAAUUAGCUGUCUGAGGUGUGGUGGGACAUCUUUGUAGACUGCUUUUUGAAGUAGCUCAGUCUUUGUUAUGGAUCCCCACACCUCCCCUGCUCUUUCUCUCUUGCUGUAGAUUGAUAGUAAUAUUUAUAAAGUAAGUUAAAGCUUUACUGAUUGCCUUCUCUGAUGCUCUGUUGCAUUUAAUUAUGUUAAAAUAUUAUUGUAAUUUUUUUAAAAAAAAUACUUAUAAUGUAAGACAAUUUAUUUUUAUUUGUUUAUUUUUGCCUUGUAAAGUUUUAUUUAUUGUUUGAAUUGAGCGGAAGAAAAUUUUGUAGAUUCUAGUACCAAUAUGUUUUAAUUUGGUAUGUUGGCACUGCAGACAUACCAAACAUAACAAAAAACACUUGCCAAAUAUUUUCUAUAGACAAUGGAGUCUUAUUAGUGGAAAAUAAAAAAUUUAACAUGCAGCAGUAAAAUUUUGUAGUGAAAAAUAUGAAGGUAAAACAAUUCCUAAUUGUUUGGGAAUUUCAACUAUGCAAAUGUAUUGUUUGGUUUAUUAUGAAAAUGUUUUUAAUGGUGUAUAUUUAAAAAAUUGCUCAGUAUAUAACCGUGUACUUAGAAUAGAAAUUGGUUCUAUAAUUAAUUCUGGUACUGAAAUGUUCGUACUACUGCAUAUGUAAAUCAUUUACUGUAUCUCCUAAUUUAGCUCCAUACAUCCUUGUAUCAUGGUACAUGCUACAAGAGUCAUUUGAGUAAAUGGAAACCUUAGUUGUACUUAUUGCAUUUAUGCUGACUUGUAAUCUAUAUCAACUCGGUAUUAUUCUGUGUAAUUGUAUCAUUUAAGGGUCAGUUUGAAAACGGACAGUGAAUAAAAU